AUUGUUAUUUGUCAAGUUCAGUUUUUGUGGAAUACAUUUUCUUAUUUCAUAUGAAGAAAAAAACGUUGAAUGAAUAGCGAAAAAAGUUGUCGUGUAUUAAGACAAUAAUCAUAGUUUUAAAUUACAUGUGACAUGUAAACAAUUGUGUGUAACAAUAUGAAUCCGUAUAAGGAUAUUGAAGAAAGUUCUUUCGCAGCAUCACCUCACUUAGCUUAUGAGGACAUUGCUACGAAACUACUUAAAGACCACUACUUCCUGACUGCCUUGGAGCUUCAUACAGAGCUAGUGGAGAGCGGCAAAGAAUUACCGCAACUCAGAGAAUUCUUCUCAAACCCAGGCAACUUUGAACAACAUGUUUCUAGGGCAUCCGAUUUUUCUUCAAUGCACCGGACACCAAGUCAAGCCACUCUGGACUCUCUGGACACAGCGAGGUACUCGGAAGAUGGUGGUGGUGACAGGGGUGGCAGUGGAGGGGAUGUUGCGGUCCUUGAGUUUGAGUUGAGAAAAGCAAGAGAGACCAUCAAUGCUCUUAGAGCUAAUCUAACUCAAUUUGCUGAUGGUGAAUCUACACUAGACAAAAGUUCUAAAGAUUUGUCUGACCAGCGAUCCUUGAAACCACAUGAAAAGAGAGCUUUAAACUUCCUAAUCAAUGAGUAUCUUCUGUUACAAGAUUACAAACUCACUUCCAUCACAUUUUCUGAUGAGAAUCCUGAACAGGAAUUUGAAGACUGGGAUGAUGUUGGUCUCAACAUGCCUCGUCCGGCGGGUCUGGUCUCAUUAUUUCGAGGGAAUACCACCAGCAUCAGUGUGCCCAAAGUAGAUGCGUCUACGGAAACCAGCUGGGUAUGUGUGGAGAUGGCUUGUCAAACUGAACUGGAUGAAUCCAGUGUUUGUGUGAGCUGUCAAGCUCCACUGGACCAAGAGACUGAUUGGAGUCAUGAGCUCCUAAUCCAAGCUGAAGAGAUAGAAUUAUUGAAACAAAAAAUAAUAGCUUUAGAGACUGAAAAAUUAAACUUCCAAAAACUGUACGAUGCUGCCAUUGUUAGUUUGAAUUCCCUCACGAGUCCAGCGUCAGAGGGCAAAGGCAUCGAUCUUCAUAUACCGGAGGACAAAUUAUUAUCUGUGCAAAGGGUGGAACAGGGUUUAGAAGCCAAGCCUUUAACUUGCACAGCUUCGGAGAAUCACUACGGAAGCAGUAACUCCACUCACAGUGCGACACCAGAACAAUUUGAAAUGAUUGAUAGUGAAAAAAAUAGUGCAAUGUAAGUACUGUAUUA
Spodoptera litura is the source of this 1277-nucleotide messenger RNA. RefSeq names its product RAB11-binding protein RELCH homolog. Gene Ontology annotation, cellular component: recycling endosome; trans-Golgi network. Gene Ontology annotation, molecular function: protein binding. Gene Ontology annotation, biological process: intracellular cholesterol transport. NCBI's taxonomy places the organism in Eukaryota, Metazoa, Arthropoda, Insecta, Lepidoptera, Noctuidae. The record is from RefSeq and is a predicted model, not a curated record.